UUGAGAUUUGGAAGGCGGUUAAAAAUAGGUUAUACAACAAACAUUACGAAAAGAGAACAGACGAAAAUAUUUACAAACCAAAUAUAAAACACAAAAUUUAAAGAAAAUCAGGCGGAACCAACACUCAAUUCAGUAUAAUCGUGGAGGAGAUAGAAAUCGUAAAAUUGAAACUGCAUAUCCCUUAGAUCUGAUUACUCGAACUGAUCUAACCCACUUAAUUAUGGAAUUAAAUUUUAUGAUCCUACGGUCAUUAACAUUCAUUAUCGCUAAAGAAGCCAUGGUGUUGCCAUCUGCGAUAUUAGUUUUAUUAAUUAGUUCUUCAACCUUAAUUGUUACUGCAGUUACACACAAUAUACUGAGAAUAGCGGGUGGAGAAAAUACUACAAUAUAUAAAUACCCCCAUUCUCUAUUUCUCAAAUUGGAUUGCGGUGUAUAUCCAAGAUGUGGUGGAUCAGUUUUAACACAAGAUAUUCUUUUGACUGCUGCUACAUGUUUUGUCAAUUGCAAGGAGCCUUUGAAUACAAAAGUUAUGGAAGUAUCAAUGGGAGAUGAUUAUGAAGAAUUCGGACAAAUACGGAAAAUUGUAGAUUUUGUUGUGCAUGAAAAACAUACUGGUGCUAAGCUUGCAAAUGACAUUGCUUUAGGGAAAGUAGAUAUACCAAUGAGGUUAGGAGAUAAUGUUCGAAGGAUAAUUUUAAUGAAGUCACCGCCUUAUGAACCUGCUUUUGUAGCCGGCUGGGGCUCAAUAAGCGCUUACGAAGAACCCAGCAAAUACCUGAAACAUAUGCCCCAACAUUUUGUGAACAUCGACGAAUGUCAUAAAGCAUUUGGCCCCAAUCGCAUUGCUGAUGGAACCUUCUGUAUGGAAAACGAAAACAGUCGGCCAUUUGAAGGUGACAGCGGCGCAGCUCUUGUAGUAAACGACUAUAUUCAGAUUGGCAUUGUCUCCUGGGGCGACAUGAAAAAAUCAUACGGCAAGAUAAUCUACACGAACAUCAGUUACCACUUUGAUUGGAUAAGUGAUAAUGCUAAAAAGUUGUAUUGUAAAAGAUUUUAG
This is a messenger RNA of Leguminivora glycinivorella, 1057 nucleotides long. RefSeq names its product hypodermin-B-like. Lineage: Eukaryota; Metazoa; Arthropoda; Insecta; Lepidoptera; Tortricidae. Gene Ontology annotation, biological process: proteolysis. The transcript has 3 exons. Gene Ontology annotation, molecular function: serine-type endopeptidase activity. The record is from RefSeq and is a predicted model, not a curated record. Bases 221 to 1057 code for a protein of 278 amino acids.